AUGACCAGCUCGAAACAAACUCCCAUCCUCUACCAAAAGUCCGGCGCCUGCUCCCUUGUCCCUCAUGCCCUGCUCUAUCACUUGCAGGCUCCAUUUCGCGCCGUACCUAUGGCACCAGAUGCCAAUGGCAAAUACGCUGCGGCCGACGGCAGUUUGACGCACGACGAGUAUGUCAAACGCAUCCAUCCUAGCGGCUACGUGCCGGCGCUCGACGUGGGCGACGGGACCAUCAUUACAGAGAUGCCCGCCGUGCUCAACUACAUUGUCAACAUGGCGGCCGGCGUCGAGGGAGGAGUUAACCAGCAGUAUGCGGAUCUAGUGGGCAGGACGGCGCUGGAAAAAGCCCAGGUCUUGAAGUGGUUGGCCUGGCUCUCUGGAACUCUGCACGCCCAAGGCUUCGGGGCCUUGUUCCGCCCUGCCCGGUUCGUGGGCGGACGCGAGGAUAUAUAUCCGACGGUGCAGGACAAGGGACGGGAGAUCAUACGAAUGGCGUUUGAGAGAAUCAAUAAGGCGCUUACUGGGAAUCAACACCUGGUAGGAGAGCACCUGACCGUGGCCGACUUCAAUGUAUAUGUAUUCUAUCGCUGGGGGGUUCAGAUUGGGUUCGAUAUGGCCGAGACGUACCCAGAGUACACCAGGGUAAUGCGGAAAGUUGAGAGUCUAGACGGGUUCAAGAAAGCCAUCGAAGUGGAGGAACUAAAGUUUCUCUUAUAA
Molecule: messenger RNA, 714 nt
Organism: Pestalotiopsis fici W106-1
Lineage: Eukaryota; Fungi; Ascomycota; Sordariomycetes; Amphisphaeriales; Sporocadaceae
Exons: 1
Coding region: 1-714 (237 amino acids)
Source: RefSeq, a predicted model, not a curated record